Molecule: messenger RNA, 3212 nt
Organism: Cololabis saira (Pacific saury)
Lineage: Eukaryota; Metazoa; Chordata; Actinopteri; Beloniformes; Belonidae
Product: RNA-binding protein 4.1-like
Exons: 6
Coding region: 75-1133 (352 amino acids)
Biological process (GO): mRNA splicing, via spliceosome
Cellular component (GO): nuclear speck
Molecular function (GO): mRNA binding
Source: RefSeq, a predicted model, not a curated record
ACCCAACGUCUGUUUCCUCUCAUGAUCACAGUUUCUUUUGACUCCGCGAUCUACACGCCUACUCAGGAGCCACAAUGGUGAAGAUCUUCAUCGGGAACCUGUCCCAGGACACCGAGAGAGAUGCGAUCGAGAAGCUCUUCGCCGCGUACGGCACCGUGACCGAGUGUGCCAAGUACACCAACUUCGCCUUCGUGCACAUGGACGACCGGAAGAGCGCCACCAAGGCCAUCCGGGAGCUCAACCAGCACAAACUGGACGGCCGGCCCAUCAACGUGGAGCCCAGCAGGGGGAAGAACAAGGGCCCCCUGAAGCUCCACAUAGCCAACGUGGAGAGGGGCUUUGAGAAGGAGCUGCAGGAGCUGUUCGAGGAGUACGGCACGGUCACUGAGUGUGCCAUUGUCAAGGACUUUGCCUUCGUGCACAUGUCCAACUGUGACGAGGCCAUGGACGCCAUGCAGUUCCUGGACAACAUAGAGUUUCAGGGAAAGCGCAUUCAUGUUCAGGUCUCGAAGAGCAGACCAAGAGGGUACAACGAGGAGGAGGAGGACUACCCCCCUCCGCCGGCCAGGGGGGGCCCGGCCCCUUACCCUCCACGCUUCCCAGGGCACAGGCCGGAGCCUCCCUACGGGGGCCACAUGUCUCCCUACCCGCCACCACCUCCCCCCCCAAGAGGAGCAUCGUAUCCUGAGCGGCCAGCGUAUGCCUACGCCGGCCGAGGGGGCUACGGGAGCCACGGGAGCCACGCGGGCUACGGGAGCUAUGGGCGCCACGGGGCAGUGGAUAUCUAUGAGAAAUAUCGAGCACGUGCUGCGGGCUACGAUGACAGGCGUGCCAUCCCUCCGCCGCCUCCCCCCUCGGCUCUGGUAAGGGAGCGUCUGGGGAUUGGGGCCCCCUCCCCGUAUGAACGCCACCCGCUCCCGCCUCCUUCACCGUACGCACCCAGGGACCGGAGCCCUAUCAGAAGAAUCCCCCUCCCCCCGGCGCCGACACCUGGCAACGGCUAUUCCUAUGAGCGGUCUCGGCUCCCACCCAUGUCCAGGGCCCCCAUGUACCCGGGGGCCCGUUCCAGUUACUCCUAUCCGGAUCGAGUGCCGCCCCCUCCACCACCACCACCCCGCUACUCGGGCUAUUAGAGGGCUGUAACAGCAGAAUAUGACACGGUCGUCGUCUGCUGAUGCACGCGGCGCUAUGCCCAGCCCCCGCGCCACGCCCACGGCGGAUUGCGUCGCGUUCGCCUGGCGUAGCCUACUGGAAGAUAUCGCGGACGGCCCCGUACUUACCGCAAAAACACCCGAUCAAAGGCUUCUUCGGAGCUGUUCAUGCCUUUUCUGACCCCGUACUUGUUUGGAUGUUCAUAUUUUUAUGAUGUUGUGAAGAACAGGUUUCAACUUGCUGGCAGAAAAACAAGAGGACUCUGUUCAAUUUUUCUAAAUUAGCCUCCAAAAAUAAGAUUUCCAUAGCAAGGGAAUGUAUUUAGAUAAAAACAUGUCGGCGCUGUCAGCUGAUCCUUUUUUUUUUUUUUUUUUUCCUCUUAAAGCGAAGUUUAUCAUCACAAAAAAAUUAUAAUCUCAGGAAAAAACUACUUUCGAAUUGUUUCUCUUAAUGCUUGGUGUGGGAUGUUAUACAAUCUUUAAGAUUUGCUACGCAAGUAAGCAUGCUUUAAAAGUCAGUGUGAUUAUUAUUAUUUUUUAUUUCUUUUUUUUUUACGUUGUUUUCUUGCGAAAUUAGGACCUAUACUCCCCCGUCCUGUAUUUUUUUUAAUGUGUACACACAUAUAUAUAUGUAUAUAUAUGUGUGUAUAUAUAUGUGUUCUUAUUUGAAGGCAUUUUAAUAAAUUAAAUCAAAAAAACCUUUUAACUGUGACGUCAUUCCUCUCUGCACUUGGCGUUAGUUCAGCAGCAGGCGGCCGCUUUCAACAAAAACUAUGUCGGGGUUUUAUCGUGCCCCCAGUUUCCUGCUUUACACCGUAGAUAUUACGUAAGUUUAAAUGUGGUAGGUGAUGGUUUUUACCUCUGCUUUAAAAUAGAAGACAGAAAUUCACUGGCAGUGAAAGCUCCAUUUGCGCUUUUAAUAAAUCUUAUUUGACACUUGAGAAAUCAGGUUUUUGAGCAGCUUCUCAUGUUGGAUGCUUAAUUGUUAAUUAGCCUAAAUACACCCAGAUGGCAUUUAAUGAUAAAGAAAUGCUUUUAGACUUUUGGCAUAUAGUUGGUAGUGAAAAACAUAAUUUUCUUUAAUGAAUUUUAACCUUUAGGUCCUGUUUCAUGAGAAAAGUGUCUAACCAGCAGGAGCAGGUGAGCAUAGAUUAUUAAAGAAAGGUUGAGGUGAAGCAGUUUCUCUGCAGAGGUCAAAUGUUUCAUUUUAUAUCUGUGUAUUUAGCUGAUUUAAAAGGUGGCUGAACAUUUUGCUGAGGCUUCAGCCCCCAAAAAUAAAAAUAAAAGCUAAUAUUUAAUUUUUAAAAAGACAUGUGACGUCCAGCAUCUUUCUUUUUGUGCAGUUGAUUCAGGAAUGUAAUGGUGUCAACAUUUACUGUCCUCAGAGAGUCUGACAAAUUAUUAAUAUUAACCAAAAUGAGUAAAACGUCAUACAUGCAGGUAUCUAAACCAUCCUGGUGAGAUCCAGAUGUUGCAGUUCCUCGCGUCCGUGCAGCUGGUGUUUGGAUCCAGAAGCUGAACCCGCCGGCAACACUGUACGUUUGCGUGAUGUUUGAGAGAAACUGUGCACCAGUCGGGACCUGCGCUGUUGGGACUUUGAAAGUUGUUAGACUAUAUACAGGAGAUACUGGAUCCUAAGGCGUCGGCAGCAGACCUGUGUCCAGCAUCCUCAAGGAGCGAGCGUUGCUGAUGGCGACGGGGGGAGUUCAGAUACGGGCUGGGAAGAAUGUCAUCAGACGGCUGCAGGGAGGUAAACAGCGAGCUGGCAUCUUCCCCACAAAACAAGUGUAUUUGUGAAUGAUUAAUGAAGGCUGUGCCAUGUUUUACAGGAUGUGGGGUCCUACUCUGGUCUGUUGGUGCUGUAAUUCACCUCUAAUUCUCACCUGUUUCAUAUCCCUAAAAUAUCUAUAUCAAAUCUCCAUAUCUAACAUUUUAAACCUCAAACAGUUUGCUGUAUAUUAUAUACUGCAUGGCCUUUCCGGUGGUUAUUCUUUAUAGCUAUAUUAUAUUUUUUAGGACUUGUAUUCAUGUACUUUUGAAAUCGUCUUUCAUUUUUAAGAA